GACCUCACACUGUCAAGAAAAGCGCCGCAUUGAGCUUUCGGGAGCUUUUCACGGCCGCGACGAAUUCUCCUUUACGAUACCGGUUCAGUAGCUCGUGGUGAAACAACGGCUGUUAUAAUAUUACUUUUAUAAAAGAUUAUUUUGCCAAAAUUUACAAUAUAUUAUUUAGACACAAUAAAUAAAUUUUGUUAUAAAUAAUGUACACACCGAAUACACGUGACAACAAAAAAUAAAAAUCACUUUAAUUACGAAUUCAAUCUGUUUAAAAUUUAAACAAGAUGUCUCUGUCGAAGCAACCUUCGGAUCAUAUAAAGAGGCCCAUGAACGCAUUCAUGGUGUGGUCCAGGGGUCAAAGAAGGAAGAUGGCGCAGGACAACCCGAAGAUGCACAACUCAGAGAUAUCCAAGAGACUUGGAGCCGAGUGGAAGUUGCUCACUGAGAUGGAGAAGAGACCGUUCAUCGAUGAGGCGAAAAGACUCAGAGCCCUUCACAUGAAAGAACAUCCCGAUUAUAAAUAUCGGCCGCGGCGGAAACCGAAGGCGUUGAUCAAGAAGGAGCCCAAGUUCGGUUUCAACAUCAGCGGUCUGAUGGCACCAGUUCCCCGUCUGAUGACGCCCUCUAUGCCGCAACCAGUACCACAGAUGCCUGUACCACAUCACUUGCUGCAGGACAAACCUGACUUGGGACGGACGCUCUUCCCACCCAUACCGUACCCAUUUUACCCCUUCGCCAAGAUUCCCUCCGACGAUGGAAAGUUAGCCGCAGAAUUAGCGCAUCUACAGACGUAUUUUUAUUCGCAGGCCCUGUACGGCGGCGCGCUGUACAGCUCGGCGUUAUACAACAGCGCCCUGUCUCCUUGCGGCUGCCCUCCUCGCCGGUCUCCGUCCCCCCCGCCGGACGUGAAGCGCCCGGUGGCUUACGUUCUGAUGAAGAGUGACGAGGAGCCUCCGCAGCAUGUUAUAUGAAGGCCGGUGCCGCUCCCCGCGAGGCCCUACUCGCACUGGGAGCAGCCUUCCACGUCCAACGACCGUGACAGUACUCCGGACAGCGUGUAAUGCCUGACAUCCGUGGAUACGAAGGCUCGAGUUCUUGUGAUGGAAUGUGCAAUAGUGAAGUAGUGAGGUUCUAUAUCAGUUUGGACGGUUCAAAAAAGUCUGGAACAUUUGAUGCGGGAAAGAUUAUGCGGGAAAAACAAUGUUAUUUAUAAUAGUAUUCUAUAUAAUACGCGAGAAUUAUUACGGACUAUAAAUAUUGAAAGAAUAUUUUCCCGUCUAAUUGUUUAUGACGUUGGUGUAGUCUAGAAUCUAGAUAAUGAAAUGUAAAUAAAGGUUAUUCGUCGAUUCAAAAGCGUAUUUCUUAUCAUUUUUGACGCUAGAUUUAUGUUUUAUAUUAUUUUUCACAUAUAGUUGUAAACAUUAUUCAUGAUGUGACGAAUUUGAUUACGUUCGUCUUCCUCCCUCAGUACCCUUUGAGUUCGAUCUAUGUUAAAUGAAGGAAUAUCAAUGUGCAAUUUAUAUAAACUAGUGCAAUGUAAAUAAUUUAAUUAAAAAGCUCGAAUAGAUAACAUAUCAUAGUGAUAUUACGUAAUAGUAUAAAAUGUAGAUUGUACUUAAUGUAUAGUUUAGGAACUAUAUUAUAUAUGUUUUUUGUUUGAGAACUGUUCAUCGCUUCUACUUUUAAUAUAGUUUUAUAAAAAUCAAAACAAUCUAAAAGGCGUUGACAAGUAACUAAAGAUCAAAGCUCGAGAGCAAAAUAUAUGACAACUAUUAUACAAAUGAAUUUAUUUACUUUAGUGAGGUCAUUAAUAUUAUAUUUAAAAAAAAAAUCUAAAUUUUAUUUCUAACUCGUCGUCCUCUGUAUAGAAUUAGUUAUUUUGUUUUACCAUGCAUGUACAUAAUAAGGCGGGAUUUAUAUUAUUUUGAUCACAUAUAGAGGGAUUUAUUUUUCAUCGUUAUAUGCGUACCUUGUUGUACAUAGCUAGUGUAAGCAAUCGUGGGUUUCGUUGGAGAGAUUGUCUUUUGUUUUUGCUGUUGUUAGACACGUUGUUGUUUCAGAUGUACCUACCAAUUAUUUGAAUGUUCUGUAUUAAUAUCGAAUAUGUAAAUUAAGUUUUUUUUUAUUAUUAUUAUUAUUAUGAUUUUGUAUCAGGU
Messenger RNA from Danaus plexippus (monarch butterfly), 2150 nucleotides. RefSeq names its product transcription factor SOX-14-like. Gene Ontology annotation, molecular function: DNA-binding transcription factor activity, RNA polymerase II-specific; RNA polymerase II cis-regulatory region sequence-specific DNA binding. NCBI's taxonomy places the organism in Eukaryota, Metazoa, Arthropoda, Insecta, Lepidoptera, Nymphalidae. The record is from RefSeq and is a predicted model, not a curated record. The coding region runs from base 279 to 965 and encodes 228 amino acids. Gene Ontology annotation, biological process: regulation of DNA-templated transcription; anatomical structure morphogenesis; cell differentiation. The transcript has 3 exons.